Pieris napi is the source of this 1304-nucleotide messenger RNA. RefSeq names its product mitoferrin-like. The record is from RefSeq and is a predicted model, not a curated record. Gene Ontology annotation, cellular component: mitochondrial membrane. Gene Ontology annotation, molecular function: ferrous iron transmembrane transporter activity. The transcript is spliced from 8 exons. Gene Ontology annotation, biological process: iron import into the mitochondrion. The coding region runs from base 238 to 1200 and encodes 320 amino acids. Lineage: Eukaryota; Metazoa; Arthropoda; Insecta; Lepidoptera; Pieridae.
GCUGGCAUUGGCAACAUUAGUAGCGACCGUCGCGCUGCGCGUGGUAAUCAACUAUGAAAUAAAUCAUUUGCUAUUGUUCUGUACCGAAAAUUUUCACGUAUUACGAAUUAUAAUAUAUUCAAUGAUUUUGUAACGAAAUUAGUGUAGUGAAAAUGACAUUGAAUAUUUAGUCUACAACGAUUAAUUAGUUUUAGCAAUCCAUUUAUUUCUCUGACAGUGUAAUAAUCAGUGAGUAUUAUGAACUUUGAGGACUAUGAAACGCUUCCGACCCAAAAUUCCAUCACACACAUGACGGCGGGAGCGAUCGCCGGGGUGAUGGAACAUUGUGUGAUGUACCCGUUGGACUCGGUCAAGACCCGGAUGCAGUCUCUGCGAUCAGCUCAUAAUGGCAGCAUUGUUGAAACUUUUCGAUAUAUGGUGCAACGGGAGGGCUUGCUCAGACCAAUCCGCGGCAUGUCAGCCGUGGUGGUGGGCGCUGGACCGGCGCACGCGUGUUUCUUCGCGACGUAUGAACAGAGCAAACACACUUUAUCACAGCUCACCAGGCAUCGGCAUGAUCACAUUACCCAUGGUCUUUCCGGCUGUUUGGCGUCACUAAUCCAUGAUGCCGUCUCAAAUCCCACCGAAGUUGUGAAACAGAGGCUGCAGAUGUUGAAUUCGCCGUACCGUGGCGUUUGGGAGUGCGCAAGACAUGUGUAUAGGGCUGAAGGUUUGCGAGCGUUCUACCGCUCGUAUGGAACACAGGUCACCAUGAACGUACCAUUUCAGGCUGUACACUUCGUAACAUACGAGUGGUGUCAAUCCCGAAUGAACCCAACGCGUGGGUACGAGCCGCGAGCCCAUUUAACGGCGGGCGCGUGCGCGGGCGCACUCGCUGCAGCCACUACUACGCCGCUCGAUGUUUGCAAGACACUGCUUAACACGCAGGAGCGAGGCGCAGAGGGACUUGUAGGCGCCGCGGGUCUGGUUAUGCGAACCUCAGGGCCGCGAGGGUUCUUUAAAGGCGUGGCCGCGCGAAUCUUAUACCAAAUGCCGGCUGCUGCCAUCUGUUGGCUGACUUAUGAGACAUUGAAACACGCACUCAAUACGGUGGAGUUAGCCGAGGAGUCAACUACAAAUACAGCAGGUUCGAGUCUCGCGUGUGCAACUUUACGAAUAGCGGCCGCCGAAGUGCCAGCCACUACACUCACGCGCACAUAACACACUAACAACCUCCUCUCGUACAAAACUAACUAACGGAUGCCCGUAUGUUAGAACGUAUUAGUUUAGGCGCUUCCAAACGAUAUUUUCAAUUAAAAAAUCAA